Molecule: messenger RNA, 6626 nt
Organism: Lutra lutra (Eurasian river otter)
Lineage: Eukaryota; Metazoa; Chordata; Mammalia; Carnivora; Mustelidae
Gene: ARHGAP5
Product: Rho GTPase activating protein 5
Exons: 8
Coding region: 418-4929 (1503 amino acids)
Biological process (GO): signal transduction
Source: RefSeq, a predicted model, not a curated record
AGGGUGGGUUACCCGACUGCGGGAGCUGUAGGGCUUAAGGUUUCGGGGCGUGUGUGUGUGUUGGGGAGGGCGGGGGGAGGUGGCUGAAGGGACGCGGCGCUUGGUGAGCGCGCCGGGGAAGAGAGGCGAGCAGAGAGUGGAGGAGGAGGAGGCGGCGGCGGCGGGAGCGCUCCCCAGGAAUGUCGCUGCCGCCGCCACCACCGGGGCCGCUGCCGUUGAGGAGGAGACGGAGGAGAACGACGGUGUUAGGAAGAUGAUCCAUAUGAUUUUGAAGACUUUUCUGCACAGAAAUGAGGGAAAUACAAAGAACCAAAUAUAGUUCUGAACUUUGGGAUCUGUAUUUUGAGAUGAUUUUAUUUUCAGAAUGAGAAGUAUAUCUGGUUAUCUUUAUGAAUGUAGAGACAUGAGAAGAGAGUUAUGAUGGCAAAAAACAAAGAGCCUCGCCCCCCAUCCUAUACUAUCAGUGUAGUUGGACUCUCUGGGACUGAAAAAGAUAAAGGUAACUGUGGAGUUGGAAAGUCUUGUUUGUGCAAUAGAUUUGUACGCUCAAAAGCAGAUGAAUAUUACCCAGAACAUACUUCUGUGCUUAGCACCAUUGACUUUGGAGGACGAGUGGUAAACAAUGAUCACUUUUUAUACUGGGGUGACAUAACACAAAAUGGUGAAGAUGGAAUAGAAUGCAAAAUUCAUGUCAUUGAACAAACAGAGUUCAUUGAUGACCAGACUUUCUUGCCUCAUCGGAGUACGAAUUUGCAACCAUAUAUAAAACGUGCAGCUGCCUCUAAAUUGCAGUCAGCAGAGAAACUAAUGUACAUUUGCACUGAUCAGCUGGGCUUGGAGCAAGACUUUGAACAGAAGCAAAUGCCUGAAGGGAAGCUCAAUGUAGACGGAUUUUUACUGUGCAUUGAUGUGAGCCAGGGAUGCAAUAGGAAGUUUGAUGAUCAACUUAAAUUUGUGAAUAAUCUUUUUGUCCAACUAUCAAAAUCAAAAAAGCCUGUAAUAAUAGCAGCAACUAAAUGUGAUGAAUGUGUGGAUCAUUAUCUUAGAGAAGUUCAGGCUUUUGCUUCAAACAAAAAGAACCUUCUUGUAGUGGAAACAUCAGCACGAUUUAAUGUCAACAUUGAGACAUGUUUUACUGCACUGGUACAAAUGUUGGAUAAAACUCGUGGCAAGCCUAAAAUUAUUCCCUAUCUGGAUGCUUAUAAAACACAGCGACAACUUGUUGUCACAGCAACAGAUAAGUUUGAAAAACUUGUGCAGACUGUGAGAGAUUAUCAUGCAACUUGGAAAACUGUUAGUAAUAAAUUAAAAAAUCAUCCUGAUUAUGAAGAAUACAUCAACUUAGAGGGAACAAGAAAGGCCAGAAAUACAUUUUCAAAACAUAUAGAACAACUUAAACAGGAACAUAUAAGAAAAAGGAGAGAAGAAUAUAUAAAUACUUUACCAAGAGCUUUUAACACUCUUUUGCCAAACCUAGAAGAGAUUGAACAUUUGAAUUGGUCAGAAGCUUUGAAGUUAAUGGAAAAGAGAGCAGAUUUUCAGUUAUGUUUUGUGGUGCUAGAAAAAACACCUUGGGAUGAAACUGACCACAUAGAUAAAAUUAAUGAUAGACGAAUUCCAUUUGACCUCCUGAGCACUUUAGAAGCUGAAAAAGUUUAUCAGAACCAUGUACAGCAUCUGAUAUCAGAGAAAAGAAGGGUAGAAAUGAAGGAAAAAUUCAAAAAGACUCUGGAAAAAAUUCAGUUCAUUUCACCUGGGCAACCGUGGGAAGAAGUUAUGUGCUUUGUUAUGGAGGAUGAAGCCUUCAAAUAUAUCACUGAGGCUGAUAGCAAAGAGGUGUAUGGUAGGCAUCAGCGAGAAAUAGUUGAAAAAGCCAAAGAAGAGUUUCAGGAAAUGCUUUUUGAGCACUCUGAACUUUUUUAUGAUUUAGAUCUUAAUGCAACACCUAGUUCAGAUAAAAUGAGUGAAAUUCAUACAGUUUUGAGUGAAGAACCUAGAUAUAAAGCUUUACAGAAACUUGCACCCGAUAGGGAAUCUCUUCUACUUAAGCACAUAGGGUUUGUUUAUCAUCCCACUAAAGAAACCUGUCUUAGUGGCCAAAAUUGUACAGACAUUAAAGUGGAGCAGUUACUUGCUAGUAGUCUUUCACAGUUGGAUCAUGGCCGCUUACGGUUAUAUCAUGAUAGUACCAGUAUAGAUAAAGUUAACCUUUUCAUUUUAGGGAAGGAUGGCCUUGCUCAAGAACUAGCAAAUGAGAUAAGAACACAAUCUACUGAUGAUGAGUAUGCCUUAGAUGGAAAAAUUUAUGAACUUGAUCUUCGGCCAGUUGAUGCCAAGUCGCCUUACUUCUUAAGUCAGUUGUGGACUGCCGCCUUUAAACCACAUGGGUGCUUCUGUGUAUUUAAUUCCAUCGAGUCACUGAAUUUUAUUGGGGAAUUUAUUGGAAAAAUAAGAACUGAAGCUUCUCAAAUCAGAAAAGAUAAGUAUAUGGCUAAUCUUCCAUUUACCUUAAUUCUGGCUAAUCAGAGAGAUUCUAUGAGUAAGAAUCUACCAAUUCUCAGGCACCAAGGGCAGCAGUUGGCAAACAAGUUACAGUGCCCUUUUGUCGAUGUACCUCCUGGUACAUAUCCUCGUAAAUUUAAUGAAACCCAAAUAAAGCAAGCUCUCAGAGGAGUAUUAGAAUCAGUUAAGCAUAAUUUAGAUGUCGUGAGCCCAGUUCCAGCCAGUAAGGAUGUAUCAGAAGCUGACCUGAGAAUUGUCAUGUGUGCCAUGUGUGGUGAUCCCUUUAGUGUGGAUCUUAUUCUUUCACCCUUCCUUGAUUCUCAUUCUUGUAGUGCUGCUCAAGCUGGACAAAAUAAUUCCCUAAUGCUUGAUAAAAUCAUUGGUGAAAAAAGGAGGCGAAUACAGAUCACAAUAUUAUCAUACCAUUCUUCAAUUGGAGUAAGGAAAGAUGAAUUGGUUCAUGGGUAUAUAUUAGUUUAUUCUGCCAAACGGAAAGCGUCAAUGGGAAUGCUUCGAGCAUUUCUGUCAGAAGUUCAGGACACCAUUCCUGUACAGCUGGUGGCAGUUACUGAUAGCCAAGCAGACUUUUUUGAAAAUGAGGCGAUCAAGGAACUAAUGACUGAAGGAGAACACAUUGCAACUGAGAUCUCCGCUAAAUUUACAGCACUGUAUUCUUUAUCUCAGUAUCAUCGACAAACUGAGGUCUUUACACUGUUUUUCAGUGAUGUUCUGGAGAAAAAAAAUAUGAUAGAAAAUUCCUAUUUAUCUGAUAAUACAAGGGAAUCAACCCAUCAAAGUGAGGAUGUUUUUCUACCAUCUCCCAGAGACUGCUUUCCAUAUAACAACUAUCCUGAUUCAGAUGAUGAUACAGAAGCACCGCCUCCUUAUAGCCCAAUUGGAGAUGAUGUACAGUUGCUUCCAACACCUAGUGACCGUUCUAGAUACAGAUUAGAUUUAGAAGGAAAUGAAUAUCCUAUUCAUAGCACCCCAAAUUGUCAUGACCAUGAACGCAACCAUAAAGUGCCUCCACCUAUUAAACCUAAACCAGUUGUACCUAAGACAAAUGUGAAAAAACUGGAUCCAAACCUUGUAAAAACAAUUGAAGCUGGAAUCGGUAAAAAUCCAAGAAAACAGACUUCCCGGGUGCCUUUGGCACAUCCUGAAGAUAUGGAUCCUUCAGAUAACUAUGCGGAACCCAUUGACACAAUUUUCAAACAGAAGGGCUAUUCUGAAGAGAUAUAUGUUGUCCCAGAUGAUAGUCAGACUCGCAUUAUUAAAAUUCGAAACUCCUUUGUAAAUAACACCCAAGGAGAUGAAGAAAAUGGAUUUUCUGAUAGAACGUCAAAAAGUCAUGGAGAAAGGAGGCCUUCAAAAUACAAAUACAAAUCUAAAACCCUGUUUAGUAAAGCCAAGUCAUACUAUAGAAGAACACAUUCAGAUGCGAGUGAUGAUGAGGCUUUUACCACUUCUAAAACAAAAAGAAAAGGAAGACAUCGUGGAAGUGAAGAAGAUCCGCUUCUUUCUCCUGUUGAAACUUGGAAAGGUGGUAUUGAUAAUCCUGCAAUCACCUCAGACCAGGAGUUAGAUGAUAAGAAAAUGAAGAAGAAAACCCACAAAGUAAAAGAAGAUAAAAAGCAGAAAAAGAAAACUAAGAACUUCAAUCCACCAACACGUAGAAAUUGGGAAAGUAAUUACUUUGGGAUGCCCCUCCAGGAUCUGGUUACAGCUGAGAAGCCCAUACCACUGUUUGUUGAAAAAUGUGUGGAAUUUAUUGAAGAUACAGGAUUAUGUACUGAAGGACUCUACCGUGUUAGUGGGAACAAAACUGAUCAAGACAAUAUUCAAAAGCAGUUUGAUCAAGAUCAUAAUAUCAGUCUAGUAUCAAUGGAAGUAACAGUAAAUGCUGUAGCUGGAGCUCUUAAAGCUUUCUUUGCAGAUCUGCCAGACCCUUUAAUUCCAUAUUCUCUUCAUCCAGAGUUACUGGAAGCAGCAAAAAUCCCAGAUAAAACAGAACGUCUUCAUGCAUUGAAAGAAAUUGUUAAGAAAUUUCAUCCUGUAAACUACGAUGUAUUCAGAUACGUAAUAACACAUCUAAACAGGGUUAGUCAGCAAAAUAAAAUCAACCUAAUGACGGCAGACAACUUAUCCAUCUGUUUUUGGCCAACAUUGAUGAGACCCGAUUUUGAAAAUCGAGAGUUUCUGUCUACCACUAAGAUCCAUCAAUCUGUUGUUGAAACAUUCAUUCAGCAGUGUCAGUUUUUCUUUUAUAAUGGAGAAAUUGUAGAAACUGUGAACACUGUGGCUCCUCCACCACCUUCAAACCCAGGACAGUUGGUGGAACCAAUGGUACCGCUUCAGUUGCCACCACCCUUGCAACCUCAGCUGAUUCAACCACAGUUACAGACAGAUCCUCUUGGUAUUAUAUAAGAUGCUGCAGUAAAUUAAAUAUCAGUGAAGCUUCUUCUGUGUAAAGAAUGCUAUGAAUAAAACAUUAAGAAGCUGUGUAAUUUUAAGUUACAGUUGCCUCUAAUUUUACCAUUUCAUUGGUAAAAAGUUUUUUAGGGGGGUGCGUAAAAUAGGAAAAUAAAAAUAAAUUUGUCAAUAUGAUGAAAGUUUUAUUAGGGAGGUAUAUUACUGAGUUUUUACUGUACCAUGAGUGGAGAUCCAAAGUUCAUUUUGGAUAUAUACAUACUGAUGGAGAUGCACUUUUUAAAUGUUCAGGAAAAGAUGGAUUGCUCAGAUUUCUGACUCAGCUGUUACAUGGACCUGAAUUUUGAGCUAUGGCUAGACAUUCUUUUGAGCCACUGGAAAUAUUUUUUGAAGCCCAUUCUAGUUUAUUAGCAGAGCUGCUAACACUGAAGAAUAUACUUUUGUUUUCUCUUCAUGGAUUGUUAAUAUUAAGCCCAGUAUUGUGGAUGUACUCAGAUUCUAUGGAUCUGGUAAAGUUUGUUUAACUUUAGUCUUUGUGUUUGUCUUGAAUUCAGUCAUUUUAAUUAAUUACUUCAGUUUUUAGGCUGAACACUUUCUGAUCUGGGUCAGUGCUUUAUAGGUCUUACUUAAUUUUUUAUUGUAUUUGAACUCUUGGAAUUCUAAGCAGCCAUUUCAAUUUAUCAAAUAUCUGGAAAUAAAAUUUUCUAAGAUUUAAUAGGGGAAAGAAUUACUCUUCUAAACUGAUUUCUCAUGGUAACGUCUGUGUGUAGCAAACUGUACAGGCAUUAUUAUCUCAUACCCAGCAUCUAGCUGUUAGAUAUGCAGGUACCAUGAUCUUCUUAAAGUAGUUAAAAUCUAAUUGUUGAACUUUGGACAAAACAUUCACUGUUAAAGUUGAACCUUAUCAUCCUUUUACCGUGAUUCCAUUUAUCCCCCCCACCUCAUAUUAGUUUUAUUUCUUUGUGAGUAGGUGGGUCUAGGUGGGGGGAUCCAUAGUUAAAUCAUAUCAUUUAAAUCUUAACGUAUUUAAUACUAGUCUUAGAGAAAUCUUUCAGGCAAUAGGAAUGAUUUUGAAAAGCUAAUCAGUGAUAGUCAAAGUUAAGAUUUUUAUUACUAAGUUAAUAUAUAAAGUUAUAAGCCUUAAAAUUAAUACAGUGCUAGCAGUUCAGGUUUAGUCAUUUUACUGAUAGUCUAAGAUUUACAAUAUAUACCCGUGAGUAAUUGUCAUGGAAUUUGUGGAAAUAACGUUUGUAUAUUCCCUCAAUAUAGAUUUUCUAUUCAAUUUUAUUUGCCUCACGUAAAAAUUAUGAACAAUUUAAUAAUGGCUCUCCUGUUCUGAAAGUUUACGUGAUUUUUAGUUAAGAUUCUAUUAGUGUUAUGACCUGUUUUUUCAGAUUUAUUUCUAUUCUGUAUUAAAUCUUACUUCAAUACAGGUGAUAUAGGCUUAACAAUUGACUUAUGUAUUCAUUGCUUUACUAAACCAUCCAAGUUACUUGUAAUUAGGUAUCUAUACUCACAAGAUCAUUUUCUUAUGGCCUUGAACUGAAGGUUUUGUCCUAAUCAUUUAAUGUGUUUUAAGUGCUUGCCAGUUUUUAAAAGAUUUUACCCAUUUUAAAUUUGGAGCUUUCAGUUUUCUUUCUCUUUUCUCUAGAUUUUUGGUAUUUCAUUUUAUUCAAAUAAAUGUCUUUCUAGUU